Balaenoptera musculus (blue whale) is the source of this 3452-nucleotide messenger RNA. RefSeq names its product KRAB-A domain containing 2 (gene KRABD2). NCBI's taxonomy places the organism in Eukaryota, Metazoa, Chordata, Mammalia, Artiodactyla, Balaenopteridae. Gene Ontology annotation, biological process: DNA integration. The coding region runs from base 1611 to 2900 and encodes 429 amino acids. The transcript is spliced from 3 exons. Gene Ontology annotation, molecular function: nucleic acid binding. The record is from RefSeq and is a predicted model, not a curated record.
CACGCGGGCGGGAGGGGACCGGGCGGCGCGGGCGGACGCGGCCGUGGGUGGGGCGGGCUUCCGACCCUGCGGCCCUGGCGUAUUCCUUUUACCUUCCGGACCUCCCUCUCCUGCAAAACCACCCGGAUCGGCCUCUCUUCCCGCUGGCCUGGCUAAUUCAUUUCACUCCUCCUCCGGAGUUGGCUGCCCUCGGAGGAGUGGGCGGGCCCGACUAGCAGGCUGAACCCGCGUGGAGCCUGGCGCGGUGGUGCCGAGACCGCGGGACUCAGGACGGCGCCAAAGACUUGAUGCCCGAACCAGGUUUUCGGGAAUAAUCGGGAGUUUGUAUUGUGGAAGGUGUGGGGACACUGCACUAAGUGCAUUAUCUGCAUUAUCACCGAGUCUUCCCAACAACUCGUUGUGAUGGAGAGUGGUAUUUUCCCCAUUUUAUAGUUGCGGAAAAGGAAGCCUCAGUAACUUUGCCCAGCCUACUCACACAGUAAAUGAUAGCGUCAGAAAUUGACUUACCAUGCCUCUGCAGUGCCUAUCUUCUAUACCUGUAAGCCAAGUGCUUGACAAAUGCCCUUUGAACAUCUUUCGUCUCAGCUCUGUAUUCAUCGGCUCUCUGAGGGGAUACAGCGAGGCAGAAGCCUCAGCCCUUGCCUUCUAGAUUUGUACACUUGAACCAGUCGACUGAAAAUGCAAAGCGCUCCAUGAGUGGUGCGGGCUGUUCAGAGGCUGGAGAGAUGGCAGUCAGCUGGAGCGCAUCAGGAAGGAUGCUGAUUUGAGCUGGGUGUGAUUUGGAAGAACCUGUUCCAGGUCCGGGACAGCCAAAGCAAAGACUCGCAGGAUUCUGCCCUACCCCUCAGCUCUUCAUCUGAUGGUUGGCAUCUCGGGGAUCUUGUUUUCCUAAGAUUAUUGGAAUUCCUGUGAUCAUCACAUGAACUCUUCCCCUGGCCUCAUCACCAUCCUGUGUUCCAGAGUUGUUCUAACUAAGGAACCUCAGUUUAGACACCUGAGUAUCAAGUUCUCUUCCGGAGGAAUUCUCCAAUCUUGGUGGAGUGUGGCCUCCAUUUCGAGUAUCUCUUUGGCAUGAUAAUCUCCUGACAUAUCUCUAUGUCCCUAGAUGUAAUCUUUUCAUUUCUGGAAACAGGCCCUGCUGCCUCUGUUCAGAACCAUCAGGCCUGUACCUGAAAGUGUCUCCCGGCCUUGGAAUGCUCAAGUUCUCUUGGACUCUCUGCUUCAUUCUGGAAAUAUGUGGGCUCCAGCUCAGGCAGUGUCAAAACAGGUCAGGCCUACAGACCUCCCAGGAGGACAAAACCCCUCUUCCUCACCCACGUAGCUGGACUCAUCUUGCUGGACAUGAGACCUUUCCUCUCCCUCUGUUAUCUUUUCUUUGUGUAAUACUCACGUGACUGACAUUCAGUCAUGCAUGUGGGCGCGCCUUUGUUCCCAGUACCUCCACUGUCUCUUUCCCAGUCCUGCUGCAGCUACUCCUUAGCCCAGGACCCGAGACAGAACCGCCCCUGUGGCAGCAGCUGGCAUCAUUUCAGGAGGCUGUGACAUUUGAGGAUGUGACCAGAGAUUGGAAGUGUCAAGAGGCCUCUCAGAAGGAUUGCAGCAGGGACACAAUGCUGGACAGUUGCAAGAAGCCAGUCCCUCAGGGAUCCUUCUUACAGUUCUCCAUGAUGCCACAGAGAGCUGGAAAUGAUCCCCCUGGUGUUUCAAAUCCAAGUGAAAUGGAAAAGGAGAUAAGUAACAUGAGAGAAAAGUUUCUCAUCAGCGUGACAAAGUUAGUGGAAAGCAAAAGUUACAACAGCAAGGUGUUUUCCAAAGAAAAGUACUUUCAAACAAUAAAGGAAGUGAAGGAAGCUAAGGAGAAGGGGAGGAAGUCAUCACGUGAUUAUCGCCGUGCAGCAAAAUAUGACGUGAUCUCUGUACAGGGCACAGAGAAACUAAUAGAGGCUACUCAUGGAGAACAAGAUCGAAUACGGUAUUACGUACACAAGGAAGAGCUGUUUGAUAUUCUUCACGACACACAUCUCAGUAUUGGCCACGGCGGGCGGACACGCAUGCUCAAGGAGCUGCAAGGAAAAUAUGGGAAUGUCACCAAAGAAGUCAUUGUCUUAUAUCUGACUCUGUGUAAACAGUGCCACCAGAAGAACCCAGUAUCCAAGAGAGGCCUCGCACCCAAGCCCAUGCCAUUUAAGGACAUUGACUCCAGAUGCCAAGUUGAAAUCCUUGACAUGCAGUCAAAUGCUGAUGGUGAGUUCAAGUUUAUUUUAUAUUACCAGGACCACUUGACCAAGUUUAUUAUUUUACGGCCAUUAAAGGCCAAACAGGCCCAUGAGGUGGUCGCUGUCCUGUUGGAUAUUUUCACAGUUCUUGGUACACCCACCAUGUUAGAAUCUGACAGUGGCUUGGAGUUCACAAACCAGGUUGUCAAUGAGCUCAAUGAGGUAUGGCCAGACCUAAAGAUUGUCCCUGGUAAGUACCACCCUGGCCAAGGCCAGGGCUCCCUGGAGCGAGCAAGCCGUGAUGUCAAGAACAUGCUGAGUGCCUGGAUGCAGAGUAACCGUUCACGUCACUGGGCCGAAGGCCUGCGAUUCAUGCAGAUGGGGAGGAAUCAGGCCUUUGAUGUUUCCUUGCAGCAAAGUCCAUAUGAGGCGAUGUUUGGUUGUAAAGCCAAAUUUGGACUCUAUUCCUCACACUUACCCCGGGAAACCGUGGCUGUUUUACAAACAGAAGAAGAACUAGAAAUUGCUGAAGAACAGCUAGAAAGCAGCCUUUGGAUCAGGCAGGAAGAAAAAGCUGAGGUCGGAGCAGACCGAUCUGACAUGGACGAGGACGUCAAUCCCACUCCUCCCGAAGCUGCAGAGCCGAGCACCUCCCAAGGGGCCCCAGGUCUCUUCUGCUGGUGAACAGACACCUGCCUCUGGGCACCGUGUAGCCACCUGAGAACUGUUGCCAAGGCCCAAUGAAAGGAUGAAAGGAAUGAAGGCCACACUCUCAGGAAAGCUGUCCAUGGUAGUCCUGGCUCACAGGGGGAAAGCAACUUGGGUCUCUGAUCUCGGGCUGCCAUAAAACAUUACCACAAAUGUGGAGGCUUAAAACAACAGCACUUUCUUCUCCCAUAGUUCUGGAGGCUAGAGGUCUGAAAUCAAGGUGUUGGCAGGGUUCGUCCCUUCUGGAGGCUCUGAGGGAGAAUCCAUUCCAUGCCUUUCUCCUUUGGUGGCUGCCGGCAGUCCUUGCAUCCCUUGGCUUAGAGUAGCACAGAUCCGGUCUCUGCCUCGUCUGCACGUGGGUCUUCAUGUGGCCUUCUCCCCUCUGUCUGUCUGUGUGCUCCUUUUCUGUCUCUUACAAGGACACUGUUGGACACCAAAUCUAUGUCGUUGGACUUAGGGCCCAUCCUAAUUGAGGAUGAUCUCAUCUCAAGAUCCUUUUUUUUCAAUUAAUUAAUUUAUUUUACUUUU